CAGUCUGGCUGCGAGUUUCUCUGAGUUCAUCAGAUUCCGUUAAACAGACUCUGAUCCCGCAUCCAAACUCCGUUCUCCUCCUGCGUAGUUGGCGCGAGUCGGGACGGGACUCCGUUGUCGCGCGCAUCCGACAGACCCCAAACACCAACAGAAGACUCCGGACCAGAGGAACGGAAGGAACGGAACGAAUGGUCGUCAUGAGAACCACAACGGUCGCCCUCCUCGCCGUGGCCGUGCUCUCUCUGACGGUGAAUGGACUACACCCCAGCUGUAAUUUCUACCAGGAGCUGAAGAGGGAAGAGGACGCCUGCCGCACUCGUCUGAGAGAGGAGCGGAGACAAGAACCCAGAGGUCCCAGGUGCAAAGGAUUCUGGGAUAGCAUUUUGUGUUGGGGUCGUGCAGAUGUCGGUCAGAGGGUCACCAUGCCCUGCCCCUCUGUGCUCCAGAGCCUCUUCAACACACACGGUUUCAUCAGUAGGAACUGUUCAGCGGAGGGCUGGACUGAUGUCUUUCCCAACAUCACCAGUGUGUGUGGGGCUGACGCCCAGCAGGACAAGGUGAGUCUGGUGUUCUACAAGGUGGUGAGGAUUCUCUACACACUGGGCCACAGUCUCUCUCUGGUUGCCCUGACAACCGGCAGUGCCAUCCUCUGUCUGUUCAGGCGACUCCAUUGCACCAGGAACUUCAUCCAUGUGAAUCUCUUCCUGUCCUUCAUGCUGAGAGCAGCUGCUGUGUUAGUGAAGGACCACGUGCUCUUCACACACCAGACACACUGCAGCGAGCCUGGAUCACUGGUAGGCUGUAAGGCCAGUCUGGUGGUGUUCCAUUACUUCAUCAUGGCAAACUUCUCCUGGCUGCUGGUGGAGGGACUCUACCUACACACACUCCUCAUGUUGAUGUCACGCACACACCUCACACACUACCUGCUCAUCGGCUGGGGUGUACCAGCUGUGUUUGUUUGUGCCUGGACCUUCACAAGGGCUUACCUGGAGGACACAGGGUGCUGGGAGAGAAAUGACCAUCUUGUUCCUCUCUGGGUGAUCAAUGGACCCAUUGGCUUCUCAAUUAUGGUGAACUUUAUUCUGUUCAUCAGCAUUAUCCGUGUUCUGGUCCAGAAGCUCCGAUGCCCAGACGUGGGCGGAGGCGAACACUCACAGUACAGGCGACUGGCAAAGUCCACGCUGUUGUUAAUUCCGCUGUUUGGGAUCCACUACGUGGUGUUCGUCUCUUUGAACGAGUCCAUGGCCGACUACAAGAUCUUCUUUGACCUGGCCAUCGGGUCCUUCCAGGGUUUGGUGGUGGCCAUCUUGUAUUGUUUCUUGAACACUGAGGUGCAGGGCGAGCUGAAGAGGAAGUGGAGGAGCGUCUGUCUGAGCGAACCCCAACACACGCUCUCCCAUAAUGCAUCAGUGCGCAGCAGCCAAUCAGCUGCACGCCAGCGAGCACAGUCACUACAACAGAGCGAGACCACUGGGUUCUGAGAGAGGGGGGGAGGGAAGGAAGGAGAGGGAGGGA
This is a messenger RNA of Clupea harengus (Atlantic herring), 1515 nucleotides long. RefSeq names its product vasoactive intestinal polypeptide receptor 2-like. The transcript is spliced from 13 exons. Gene Ontology annotation, cellular component: plasma membrane. Gene Ontology annotation, molecular function: vasoactive intestinal polypeptide receptor activity; G protein-coupled peptide receptor activity; peptide hormone binding. Gene Ontology annotation, biological process: adenylate cyclase-modulating G protein-coupled receptor signaling pathway; cell surface receptor signaling pathway. Bases 189 to 1481 code for a protein of 430 amino acids. NCBI's taxonomy places the organism in Eukaryota, Metazoa, Chordata, Actinopteri, Clupeiformes, Clupeidae. The record is from RefSeq and is a predicted model, not a curated record.